AUGGCCUCGAGAUCAGGCCUAGGGGCUUUUGACAUGUUCUCAUACGAUAUUCGGAGCUUGAUUUGGUCUGAAGCUUUUAACACAGAGCCCUCGUCGCCUAAGCAAGGCUGUCUGGACGCUUAUACCAGUCUUCUACGGGCCAGCAAGGGUAUGUACAACGAGAUAAACGAAUUUCUAUUCUAUGGAUGCGUGCUAGAGAUUUUACUGGUCCCGAUACCAAUACCUUUCUUCAAAAUUUCCCUUGGCCACCUUCCUCCGCAGCCUCGCAGUCUCUCUCCGGUCAGGCAAGGCAGUGUCCAACCCCCCAUAAACGCACUUCACCCUGAAUCCCUUGGCCUCUUCCCCUUCCAUAUACUGGAUCAGGUUGUAGUCAGGCUUGUAUCGCCAUGCGCAUUGGAGAGGGUUGGUGUAUUCUACUUAUGGAAAAAUACCAAAACCACGAUCAAUGUACUCAAGAGCGCGGGGACACUUGGUCGUCUCACUCUCUCCUUCCAGGGAGGGCACCUCAACCUCAAUCCUUCCUACAAACCUAGUUUCAACGGCUUUGACCACAACUUCUUCGUCCGCCCUUUCAACCGCUUGCGACGGGUGGCAACCAUCAUCGAAGUAACAACCGACUCGGAGGUCGCUGCCUCCGCCAUGGAUCUGGCAACUACCAACCGAACUCUCGGUAUCAAACAUGAGGCAUGGAGCGAGCGAGAACUCCGACUCGAACUCACGAAAGACUGGUACAACGUUUGUCUUCUGGCGGCGACUCCCGGACAAGGAUGGAGCAACUCACUGAGGACUCUACAGCAACUUCACCAAGAGAUAUUAGUGGAAUGGUUGAAAGAGACGCAGAGUGGUGAACUUCAGUUCAUCAGGCAAAUCAACUGGAUAUUGGCCAAUUGUCGAGAAGUCAUAUGGGAACUCGAUCCUUCACUCUCGCUGUUUACAAAAGCACGAAACGCCUUGAAAUAUAGGGAUUGGAUAACGAUUCAGCACGGGGCUGUUUGUACCUCUAUCCGUAAGUCAGCUGCCAUGUUGGACGAUCUGACCGAGGCCAUUGAGAUAGCCUUGGUCGCAUGCUGGAAUUUCAAGCAUGGUCAAAGAUCUACACCGGAAAACUCCGAGGAAGAAACCCCGCAGCCACAGCUUAUAUGCCUACGCCAUGAUUAA
Messenger RNA from Aspergillus versicolor CBS 583.65, 1158 nucleotides. RefSeq lists its product as uncharacterized. Lineage: Eukaryota; Fungi; Ascomycota; Eurotiomycetes; Eurotiales; Aspergillaceae. The coding region runs from base 1 to 1158 and encodes 385 amino acids. The transcript has a single exon. The record is from RefSeq and is a predicted model, not a curated record.